This is a messenger RNA of Somion occarium, 1404 nucleotides long. NCBI's taxonomy places the organism in Eukaryota, Fungi, Basidiomycota, Agaricomycetes, Polyporales, Cerrenaceae. The record is from the annotation of a GenBank genome assembly.
GGCCUGUCCAUGGACUUAUUGUUCUCGUACAAUGGACGCAGCGGACAAUAGGCAUAUUUGCGUGUCAAAGGGGCACUUAAAAAUUGUCUUUCACAUUCACUCUCGUCGGUGCUGGGACACCCUCACGCUACUAGUACUCACUUGGAAGAACUUGACAUCGUCUGCCACAUUUCUUCUUCAUUCACGUCCCAGAUCACCGUGAACUUCUUGUUUUUACGCUCUUUCUACUUCAAUCACUACAACCCCCUGAACUCAAUCUAGUUCUAUCAUGGUGCCUCUCCCUCCCCGCGCUUGUAAAUUUCUUCAUUGGUCUCAAUGUCAUCAGGAUACUCAGUAUUAUCUCAAUGCUCUUGGUGUUUGCCAGCAGUAUCUUCGUCCUCGUUAUGGAUAUCAAAGCAGUCAGUCACUUCAUGAAGAAUUCGGAGAAUGUUGACAUGACAAACUGCGAUUACAUUGAGAACAGCACAGUUCCCAAUCAACCCGCUGGCGUCUUCUGGGCGGUGGUCAAUCGCAUGUUCAUCCUCUUCGAGAUUAUCGCCCUUAUCCUCUCCGAGUGUGGUUGGCCAAUCGCCUUCUUCAACCAUUACUUCCCGGUUCUCGGAAGUGAAUUUGGUCUCGGACCUCUUGGUGUCUUCCAAUGUCUCAUUGGUGCCACUAUCCUUUCACAUCACGUGGACGACUUCACCCUCGUCGCGGCAUUCUUCCUCUUCUCCAUCGGGUGUCUCAACAUUGUCCUUGGGCUAAUCUUCCGCGAGAGGGCAAAGGAUAAACGAUCCGUCACGACUUGGAAGUCUGAGUCGAAGGGUGUUCUUCCUAGCACACGCGAUAUGCGACCCAAGUUCGCUCGUCCCUCUUCUGGCUUCGUAUCUGCCCUGUUCACGGGAAGCAGUGAGAAGACUAAGGUUGAGGAUCACCGUGCUGGAUUUGGCUUCGGUAGACAGGGCGAGAAGGCUGCAGGACUGAAAGGUUUCCUCAUUUCUAAGCCACUCGAGACUCUUCCUCGUUACGCUACUCAGCCCCGCAGAAACUCCGUUGGUAGCGAGGCUACUCGUGCAGGCACGCCAGAGCCUCGUUUCAAAUCGAGCAACACUGCGUUAUAAACGUUAUCCCUCAUGAGCUAUCUCGUUCCUCUCUCGACGACGACUAUUCCACGACGAUGCUGGACACUUCACGCUCUUUCAUACUACGUACUCUGCCCCUCUUUUCUCCAGUGUUUCUCAUCACAUCGCUGUAUCUUUAUUCCAACCUCUGCAUUGUUCAUCUGUAUCGUCAUAGAGCAGUUCCACUAAUUGGUUUAUGGGACAGUGUAUCAUACUUUCACUAUUGCCUGUAAACGGCCAUCGAGAUUAAUAUAAAGCAUUGUCAAUCCAAGAAGCUGUGUGCUAAUAAUCUUGAUACUGAGGU